Molecule: messenger RNA, 1068 nt
Organism: Aaosphaeria arxii CBS 175.79
Lineage: Eukaryota; Fungi; Ascomycota; Dothideomycetes; Pleosporales
Exons: 3
Coding region: 134-946 (270 amino acids)
Biological process (GO): transcription by RNA polymerase III
Cellular component (GO): RNA polymerase III complex
Source: RefSeq, a predicted model, not a curated record
CAUCACAUCUCGAAUUCUUUCCCUCUCCACUACGUUUACGAUUCCAAAUACCACGUCUCACCCGUUUGACCUCGACAGGUCUCAUUAGCGACUCUUUGAAUUACCCACGGCGGCUUGAACACAAGCGCAACAAAUGCCGCCAGGUCGAGGCGGUCGCGGCGGCGGCAGAGGAGGGCGAGGCGGAGGAGGCUUCAACCCAGCACGAGGGACUAUCAGUAUCGCUGGAAUUGAAUUGAAUUGGGAUCUAUCGGGACUAGAGAUUCCAAGAGGCCCUGCCGAACGUUUCCCUAAAGCUCCUCCACCGCAAGCACCACCUCCAAGCGAGGACGAUAGCGCCGCCGUAAAACACUCCCUCGCAGUCCGCGACACCAUCCACGAAGGCUCCUUCUAUACUAUUCUCAACGAUGGCAUGACAACUGGACUGAAGCGCAAAGUGGGAGAAGAUGGCCCCACUGAGACAUCGCUGUUCAAUCCCUUCACGGACAACCAGACGUAUACCUCGAAGUAUUUGAAGGUUCGGCGCAGGAUACCGAAGCUAGAUACGCGUCCAUAUGUCGCGGACCUUUUCCCUCCCGAGUUGCGCUCUAUCCUGGAUCAUUCUGGAACAACUGCAAAUGGCGAUACCUCUGGUGAUCGGCCCAACAAAAAGCGGAAGGUCUUGCAGAUCUCCAAGGGUAAUGCAGUAACCCAGAUCGAACGCUAUAUCAAGGACGAAGAACAACGGACGAAAUUGAUGGAGGAGCGCGGAGAAGAUGAUGAAGACGCGGAUCUUGAUGACGAGGAGCAGGACGAUGACAAGCCGGACGCCGUGGACGAAGAGGACAACUGGUCCGCCGUGUCCAGCGACUCAGAAGAGUCUGGAGAUGAUUACAACGCGGAACAGUAUUUCGAUAACGGUGAAGACGACGAUGUCGAUGAGGACGACCCAUACGACAAUACUUAUUAAGACCCUGGGGGAUCUCAUUUAGUUGGUGGAACGACAAAAACAAGCAUAGCAUGGCAUGGCAUUGCAUCAGGAGUUUGGGCAGAUACCCUUUUUAGUUGAAAACAUCUCUCUAUCUACAUCUG